This is a messenger RNA of Nelumbo nucifera (sacred lotus), 2661 nucleotides long. RefSeq names its product serine/threonine-protein kinase ATG1c. Gene Ontology annotation, biological process: regulation of autophagy; peptidyl-serine phosphorylation. Gene Ontology annotation, cellular component: cytoplasm. Gene Ontology annotation, molecular function: ATP binding; protein serine/threonine kinase activity. The record is from RefSeq and is a predicted model, not a curated record. Lineage: Eukaryota; Viridiplantae; Streptophyta; Magnoliopsida; Proteales; Nelumbonaceae.
AAUCAAACUAUCGUUAACUCUUAUCUUCUUCCUUAAUUUUAAAUUAACUAAACACAUACAUCUGUUUACUUCGCUGUAAAUAAGAGUUUCGUACUUCAACCCAUUAUCUCCUCCUUACCAGAAAAAAAAAAAAAAAGAAACAGGGAAGGCAUUUUCUGUCUGUUGAACGAUUCAAUUAGACCAUCUCGGAGCUCGAAUUGGGGUUUUGAGCUAGUUUCAGAGAGGAUUUCUAGGUUUUUCUGGGUUGCGUUAUUGUUCUUAGGGUUUCUGCUUUCUGAGGAUGGCCCAACCCACUACGAGCAGAGCUAGGGUUGUUGGAGAUUAUAUCGUUGGUCGACAGAUCGGGUCGGGAUCAUUCUCUGUUGUCUGGCACGCAAGACAUCGUGUUCAUGGCACGGAGGUCGCAAUUAAAGAGAUCGUCAUGGAUCGUCUUAGCAAGAAAUUGCAGGAGAGUCUCAUGUCUGAGAUUUUUAUUCUGAAAAGGAUCAAUCACCCUAACAUCAUUCGCUUGCACGAUAUUAUAGAGGUUCUUGGAAGAAUACAUCUAGUAUUGGAGUACUGCAGAGGGGGUGAUCUUUCAAUGUAUAUUCAUAAACACGGAAGAGUUCCAGAAACAACUGCAAAGCUGUUCAUGCAGCAGCUAGCUGCUGGUUUACAAAUUCUCCGUGACAACAAUCUUAUACACAGAGAUCUAAAGCCACAGAAUCUCCUUCGUUCCACUAAUGAUGACCAGUCCAUAUUGAAGAUUGCGGAUUUUGGAUUUGCAAGGUCUUUACAACCUAGAGGCCUUGCAGAAACUUUAUGUGGUUCGCCACUUUACAUGGCUCCAGAAAUAAUGCAACUCCAGAAGUAUGAUGCAAAGGCAGAUCUCUGGAGUGUUGGUGCUAUCCUAUUUCAGCUUGUAACUGGGAAGACCCCAUUUACUGGAAGCAAUCAAAUUCAGUUGCUACAAAACAUCGUGAAAUCAAAUGAGUUGCGCUUCCCUCCAGAUAAUAAUGAUUUGAGUUCUGACUGUAUUGAUUUGUGUCAAAAGUUGUUGCGUCGUAAUCCAGUUGAAAGGUUAACGUUCGACGAGUUUUUUAACCACCCAUUUCUUUCCCAAACCCAAUCUGUAGAUUCAUUGAGGAGUAGGAUGGGUUCAAGGACAAGGGAUUGCAUCCCUUCAGCUGAAUCUAGUCCUGGAAGGUACACAGAAGAUAGUUCUCAAGAUGAUUGCCUCCCCUUCCUUUUAGAUGAUGAUUGUAGUGGUCCAGAUGGGAUCCCUGCCUUUCCCAUGAACAAGACUUCUAUGAGGCCUACAUAUGGAUUUUCUCUUGAUACAAAAGUGGAAAAAAAGGCUCCAGUUUUCGAUCCUCCUAGUAACAUGGAUAUUGCUUCAAGAUAUAAUAAACUCACACAUAAACAGGAAAAAACUGGGUUCAAGGUUGAUCAACACAGACAUUCAGAUGGAAACAUCAAAGGUUCUGUUACAGUCGCAGACCAAAGACCGAUGAAGACUGCAUCCAAAGUUCUGGAUUCACUGGAGUUCGAUCAGGAUUAUGUACUUGUCUCUGGACCCCUUAUGGAGGCCUCCUCACCAUCACUAAGUGCAUCCAGGCCACGUAAUUCACCAUGCAAAGUGGAUAAUCCCUCUUUAUCAUCUUUACAAAAUGAUAGUUCACCAAGUGCACCGAUGCCAAUUGUUGGAAGCUUGGAAAGCCAUAGCUCUGUCCCGUCUGGUGCUUCACAAGGAUCCAUGGAUAUGGGAGAUGCUUUGGAGCAGCCUUCAGCUAACUGCCUGACAAGGAUUAGGUCUUUGCAGCAGUGUGCUUCUGCUAUAACAGAAUUAGUAAAUGAGAAGAUUGAGGCAGGUAGGCAACUAGAAGCUUUCUCAAUUCAGCUGGUAAUUUUGGCAAUUUGGAAACAAGCCCUUCAUAUCUGUCAUACACAGGCUGCCUCAGCUGUAGAAGGAAGUCCCACUCAAGAGAGUAGAGUUAUGAGGAGCACCAACAAGAGGCAUAGUAAUUUCGAUGUGGAAGAAUGUGCUAAUGUCAUUCAAGCUCAAGGGCCUGAAGCUGUUUACCCCCAGAUUGAGAGGGAAUUUCUCCUUGAAGUUGGGCAUGCUGAGGAACUAGCUAAGGAUCUUGAGCCAGUUGAUGGUAGCACAGAAAUGCCAGAUGCUAUGGAGACUAUAUUCCAAUCUGCACUUGCAUUAGGCAGGCUUGGUGCUGUUGAGGAGCUGAUGGGUGAAAUGGAGAGUGCAGCAGCUUUGUAUUCAAAAGCAGUACGCUUGCUCAUCUUUCUUUUAGUGGAAGCACCUUCCCUUAUCUUGAACCCUCCCUUCUCCCUCACAAGUUCAGAUCGGUUUCGCCUCCAGACAUAUAUUGAUAUCUUGAACAACAGACAGAGUCAGUCGAGGUCUCAAAGGAUGGCUCUUCUCAAGUGUGAGGAUCAACAGUGCCCACCCUGAAGUUGAUGAGUUUCUUCUCAAUAUCUUGCCUGAUGACUGGCAGUGUUUAUAUGUAAUCAUUUAUUUGUACAGUAAUUCUUUUGAUGCCUUCAAGGUGCCAGUGGAAGGAGUAGACUUGUAUUUUAGGAUGGAUAGUGUUGAAAUUCUUACCUGUAAUUCACAGAAAAUUCACAAGAUGAAUGAAAAGAUAAUACAAUCCUUAUUUGUUGCAC